Molecule: messenger RNA, 2733 nt
Organism: Xenopus laevis (African clawed frog)
Lineage: Eukaryota; Metazoa; Chordata; Amphibia; Anura; Pipidae
Product: calpain-5
Exons: 13
Coding region: 685-2586 (633 amino acids)
Source: RefSeq, a predicted model, not a curated record
UAUCCGGAAAACUCCAGGUCCCGAGCAUUCUGGAUAACAGGUCCCAUACCUGUAUAGCACAAAUCUUAGUCUCAUACAAACAAUUAAAUCACUGAAUUUGCCAAAUUAGUCCUUCAAGGGCCACACCUGCAACUUGCAGCAAGAGACAAACAGACACUCGUCACCUCCACUUGCAGAGCUGGACACACAUGAAAUCUACAGUCUGAUUGGCUUAUAAUUCCCCAUUUACACUCAGAGGUGCAGCCAACUCACACACACAUAUCAAGUCCAUGAUCCUUUGUGGCUCAUGAGAAAUGGACAUGUAAGCUGCAGGCUGCACUGAUUUCUAUGUCUAACUCCCCUUCUCUUAAGAAAAAAAAACCCAGCAGUCUCCUCCCACUCUGAGUCCCUGUUCACUCGGCUCCACCCCACGCUGCGUUACCUGUCCUACAUUCACCUGUAUCUUAACCCUUUGUCUGCUGGGGAUGCUGGGGCCUGUAGUCUAGCAGCAGUGGCUGGAGAUGAGUGGUUGCCGGAGAGAGCCCAGUCCCAUAGAGGGCGUCGGCCGAGUGUGAGACUGGAUAAGCGAGUUAUUCUGCACAAGAUAAAGGGGUUGGCACAAGGCAGGGGAGCUUGGCAUACCUGAGACUGGAAACACCUUUGCAGCUGACAGCGGGGAAAGACAGGCGGCACUUUGGGUAAAACAUGGUUGUUAAUUACCGGGAUCAGAAUUAUGGGCAGUUAAAAGAUGGAUGCCGACUGGAGAGCCACCUCUUUGAAGACCCAACGUUCCCAGCGGAUAAUCGAUCCCUGUACUACAGUCGGACGCCCCCUGAGGGGUUAGAGUGGAAGCGCCCACAGGAGUUGGUGCAGAAUCCUCAUCUCUUCACUGAAGGGGGUAUCAGUGCCCAUGACCUGCAGCAAGGCAGUCUGGGUAAUUGCUGGUUUGUAGCUGCAGCUGCUUGUUUGGCCGGGGACCCCUCUGUAUGGAAAAGGGUUAUACCGUCCCCCAAGGAGCAGGACUGGCCACACCCCGGGGCUCCUCCCCACGUGGGUAUCUUCAGAUUCCGGCUCUGGCGAUUCGGCAGGUGGAUAGAAAUAGUCAUUGACGACCGUUUGCCCACAGUCCGGGGGGAGCUGCUCUUCUGUCGACCCGGCCCAAGAGGGGCCUUCUGGUGUGCUCUGCUGGAGAAAGCCUACGCCAAACUCAAUGGCAGUUACGAGGCCUUGGAUGGAGGCAGUACUGCAGAGGCGCUCAUUGACUUUACUGGGGGGAUCUCCGAGCCCAUCGACCUCCUGGGGGAGAAUUUUGCAUCUGAAGAAGAGAAGAAGAAGCUGUUCAAAGCUCUGCUGAAAGCCCAUAGCCGGGCGUCUCUCAUUAGUGCUGCUAUCAGGCCGUCUUCUGGUCAGUCUCUGGAGCAGGUCCUGUCUUCAGGCCUUGUGAUUGGCCAUGCAUACAGUGUUACGUCUGUGCGGAGCAUCACUCUACGCUCGGGGCUCCUGUCUCUGUUCCGCACCCACAAACUGCGCCUCAUCCGUCUGCAAAAUCCCUGGGGGAGUGGAGAAUGGAAUGGAGCCUGGAGUGAUGGGUCAGAGGAAUGGAAGCGAAUAAGCUGGUCAGAGAGAGAGAAGAUGGGUGUCACUGUGAGUGAUGAUGGGGAUUUCUGGAUGAGUUGGGAAGACUUCUGCAGUCACUUCACUGACCUCACUUUGUGCCGGCGGGUUAACACCAGCUUCCUGAGCCCUCACAAAACCUGGACUGAGGAGUCUGCCCUGUCGUUGUGGAGAACAGAUGCAGAUCCCCUGAAGAACAGGAGUGGUGGUUGCCCCAACAAUAGGGAGACCUACCUGCACAAUCCUCAGUUCACCUUCGAUGUGACAUUGGAUCAGGAUGUUGCUCUCAUUUCUCUGGAACAAGAGGAUCGUAGGACCCAACGCAGCGAGGGAGGAGAGAAUUUGCCCAUUGGCUUCUUUGUGUUUAAGGUUGAAGUGAACCGUAAAUUCCGCCUACACCGCACUGCAACAAAGGUUUCCUCUUCCACCUACAUUAACUCCCGUAGUGUCUUCCUGCGCACCGAGCUCCAACACGGCCGAUAUGUCAUCUUACCGACCACAUUCACCCCCGGCCUAACCGGAUCCUUCCUCCUGCGCCUAUAUACUGACCGAACCAGUCAUCUCAGGGAACUGACUCGAGAUGUCCCUGAGCCCUCUUGCUUCUCAUUCUGCCUGGGGGCCCCCCGUCUGAUCACCUCCAUCACUGUACAUUCAGCUUCAGGGCUGUCGGUCCCUGGGGGUGGCAGAGAUCCUUCAUUCUAUGUGACAGUUCAUUGUGAGGGGGAGAAAGUGAGAUCCAGGAGUGUAAAGAACCAAAACCCUGAGUUUGACUUGAAAGGAGUUUUCUACCGGAAAAGAAAGGGCCGGUCGCUCCUCAUUCAGGUGUGGCAGGUGCAUUUUCUGAGGGACACUCUCAUUGGCAGAGUCUCAGUCCCCUGUCCUGUUGGGGAAUCCAAUCAGACCCAUGUGCUGAGACUACAGAGAAAGGAUGGAUCAUCCUCAGGAUAUAUCCUCAUAGAGGCCACAACAUGUGCUGAGCUGACUUCUCUGUGACUAACUCCAAGCUUCUCCUUCUCUGUCCCACUGGGUCACCCCUCUCCCCUUCUCCCUUCCUCUUGCUUUCUCCCUUCCUCUCUCCUUCUUCCUUCCUCUCUCCUUCUCCCUUCCUCUUGCCUUCUCCCUUCCUCUCUCCUUCUCCCU